Messenger RNA from Pristis pectinata (smalltooth sawfish), 1321 nucleotides. It is a transcript of the gene galt, whose product is annotated as galactose-1-phosphate uridylyltransferase. The transcript has 11 exons. Gene Ontology annotation, biological process: beta-D-galactose catabolic process via UDP-galactose, Leloir pathway. Bases 104 to 1183 code for a protein of 359 amino acids. The record is from RefSeq and is a predicted model, not a curated record. Gene Ontology annotation, molecular function: UDP-glucose:hexose-1-phosphate uridylyltransferase activity; zinc ion binding. NCBI's taxonomy places the organism in Eukaryota, Metazoa, Chordata, Chondrichthyes, Rhinopristiformes, Pristidae. Gene Ontology annotation, cellular component: cytoplasm.
CCGUGCACUCAAGCUGUGUGUGUAUUGUUUUCACCUUGCGGUAGAACUGACGCUAGAGAGGACUGAGGAGUGGUUUGUGGAAGGGAGUGAAUAACAUUUCAGGAUGGAACCACAGGUCACAGCAAAUCCGACUUUCGAUCCCAGUGAACACCAGCAUAUCCGCUACAACCCUCUCCGUGAUGAGUGGGUCCUGGUCUCUGCUCACCGGAUGAAACGCCCUUGGAAAGGGCAGGUUGAGAAAUCGUCAGAGGUGAACAUUGCACGUCAUGAUCCAACUAAUCCUCUAUGCCCUGGAGCAGUGAGGGCAAAUGGAAAGGUGAACCCAGUAUACAAAAGUACUUAUGUUUUUGAUAAUGACUUCCCGAGUCUUCAACCAGAUGCUCCAGAGCCAGGUGUCAGUGAGCAUCCACUAUUUCAAACAAGAGCUGCUAAAGGAAUUUGUAAGGUCAUGUGCUUCCAUCCUCAUUCCGACAUCACCUUGCCAUUGAUGUCUAUUUCAGAAAUUAGAACUGUGAUUGACAAAUGGGCAGAGCUCAUGGAAGAACUAGGACCAGGGUAUCAAUGGGUGCAGAUUUUUGAAAAUAAAGGUGCUAUGAUGGGAUGUUCAAACCCACAUCCACACUGUCAGGUGUGGGCUAGUAGUUACCUUCCUAAUGAACCAAGAAUAGCUGAUCGGACUCAACGAGACUAUUACAACAGCCAUGGAGUGCCAAUGCUGGUGGAGUAUGCCAAGUUAGAGUCUCAAAAAAAGGAACGAAUUGUGGUUGAAAAUGAAGAGUGGUUGGUCAUCGUGCCAUAUUGGGCAACUUGGCCUUUUCAGACAUUACUUCUUCCAAAAAGACAUAUACUUCGUUUACAAGACUUGUCUGACAAAGAAAGGGAAAGCCUUGCUUCUAUUAUGAAAAUACUCCUGACAAGAUAUGACAAUCUAUUUGAGGUCUCUUUUCCUUACUCUAUGGGAUGGCACGGAGCCCCCACAGGGCAGCUCUUGUUGGAUGACAACCGUCAUUGGCAGCUUCAUGCACACUACUACCCGCCAUUGUUACGUUCUGCAACGAUUAGGAAAUUCAUGGUUGGGUAUGAGAUGCUUGCUCAGGCCCAAAGAGAUCUCACGCCUGAACAGGCUGCUGAACGACUGCGGAAUCUACCAGAAAUCCAUUACAAGCUGAAGCAGACAGAAUAAUGAAUGGACCUCAUGAAUGAAGGAAUGGAAUAAACCUAGAAAGACAUACAACCUCAUAUUUUGUUGCUCAAAUUGAUUAUGGUGUUGAAUUUUUGGAGACUUUUUAUAGUUAAUCAUCAAAAUAAAACACAAUUUUCA